Molecule: messenger RNA, 948 nt
Organism: Suillus subalutaceus
Lineage: Eukaryota; Fungi; Basidiomycota; Agaricomycetes; Boletales; Suillaceae
Exons: 5
Coding region: 1-948 (315 amino acids)
Source: RefSeq, a predicted model, not a curated record
AUGUCGCACAGCUGCGGAUUCUGUGGCAAGAUGUUCCCUUCAAAGGGAAGCGUCAAAAAGCAUAUAUCUAUUCACCCUGAAUGUAAAGAAAAAUGGGAGUCAAUGGUGGAAGACACAGACAGCGAAGGUGGCCUACCAGACCUCUCAUUCAAUCAUUCAUCUCCGCUUCGCCGCUCACGCUCAACAUCUUUCGAUCCUCAUGACAACCCAGCAGCCUCAAAAACUCGGCGGGUGACUACGGAAGAUGUUGCCGAUGAAGACAAGGACAAUGUGAUAGUCGAUAACAGGCGAUAUUUUGAGCAGUGCCCUGAUGCCAGCUGGACAUUGCGGGAGGGGCAAACUAAGUUUGAAAAGUAUCAGCAGGAUAAGGAGGACGAGGGAGAAGAUGAAUGGGCACCUUUUUGUGAUAAGUAUGAGUCGCGACGGUUAACAUUUGUCACAAGGGAGGAAUGGGAACUUGCGGAAUGGCUUAUCAGAAGCCUUGGGCAGACCCGUACAGACGAGUUCCUGAAGUUACCAAUAAAAGUUGACAAGCUUCCACAUGGACCUGCGUGGAGUUGCAAGAAGGUCAGCAUUCAGGGAAACCAAACCGAUGAGAAUGGCUGGUUAUUGCACGAGGAUGUCGAGCUUUGGACACGGGACCCUGUAGAGUGCAUCAGAGAUCUCAUCGGUAAUCCUUUAUUUAAGGAACACAUGGUAUACACACCAGCACAAGCAUACAAGGACCACAAAGGACUUCACCGCGUCAUCGAUGACAUGUGGACGGCGGACUGGUGGUGCGACAAACAAAAACAACUGCCGAAAGGUGCAACUAUUGCACCUGUCAUUCUCACGUCAGACAAGACAUGUCUGUCGCAGUUCCGAGGUGACAAAUCUGCGUGGCCUGUGUAUCUCUUGAUAGGGAACAUCGCGAAAGAAAAACGAAGGGAGAGGACGAGACGGUGUUGA